AGUGCUGCCUAUCUGCUCCUCCCCUGCUUUGGACUCCUUUUGCCUCCUGCACAAACCCUGACCAUCUCCCUCCCGCCUCCCUUUUACUGCCCGCCCCCCAGCAGGUACUGGUGGCAACGAAGGUAGGGCAGCGCCUUCGCCGGCUCGUACUGAGCACGCGCAGGCGGCUCCGGCAUGUUCCGGCAAGCUGUGACGGGAGGCCGUUCCUGACAUUGCACCGGCCACUGGCGGGAUGAGAUGACAUCAGCUCGGCGGGACGCGCGCAGGCGGGACAACGCAGCAAAGAGGAGAGUGUAUGAAAACUCUAUGGGGUCAGCCAAAAAUGUGAUAAGUGAGACUGUUGAUGUAGCAGAGAGUUAUAACAUGAUGGCUUCUUUCCAGCGCUCUAAUAGUCAUGACAAAGUGAGGAAAAUUGUUGCAGAAGAGGGUCGUACAGCAAGAAACCUUAUUGCAUGGAGUGUCCCACUGGAAAGCAAAGAGGACGAUAGUAAGUCUAAAUGGCAAGUAGGUGGAAAAUCUAAGAGAGUGACUCAUGGAACACAUAAACCUACAAAACAGGUAUAUAUGUUGAACUUUUCAGUUUCGUUUUAAUUUCAAUUACAGCAUAUAAAUGUCAUGAAAUAGAACUAAUACACCAUUUACUCAAUAAUGUGUGCGCAUGAGUACGUGUGUAUAUAAAUAAGAUUACACACACACAACUGUCUUAAAAGAACAUUAUUAUGUUGCAAAGUUAAGUACACAGAAGUUAGAAAAUGCCACAAUGAAGGUUGUCUAUGCAACCUUAAUUUGGCUCCCAUAUGCAUAUGCAUUAUGAAACCGUCUCUAAUUCUUCUUCGAGUGAUGUCACUAUCUGUAUUCUACAUGUGGGUGUGCAUGCACCAUGCACCAAAGUCCGGAAGUUCUUCA
Molecule: messenger RNA, 906 nt
Organism: Chrysemys picta bellii (western painted turtle)
Lineage: Eukaryota; Metazoa; Chordata; Testudines; Emydidae
Source: RefSeq, a predicted model, not a curated record